CUUACUCACCACUUUUUACAGGAUUCCGUGAUAAAAUACUCACUGAAGUUGUCGAGCGGCACCGGCGAAGAAUAUGACGAAAAAAUCGAAAUUGACGCUGAAAAGGAAACAGAAACGUUUCACGUACCAAAGACUUCGCCUGACGAAGAAGCAGGAGAUAUAAUCUACGACUUUAAAAAGGUAAUAGAGUUUUAUUUUCACUCUUGGAGGAAAGGACCGUGCAUAUAAGCGGUGGGGAUUAGCGUCCUUGGGAGUUUGUAACCCAUUUCGGAUCAUUAUGAAUUAUAAAAGGACAUGAUUCAAAGUGAUCUUAAAAUUCAGCUUUGCAAUAUAAUUGCCGUUGACGUUUGUGCCAUCACCGUCUUCUUUUCAAUUUUAAAGAUUUCUUCGGUCUUUUUUAAGACUUUCAUACUUAAGAUUAAAAAAAGCAAACAAGCGAACGCCAAAAAAACACAAACAAACAAACAAAAAAUACGAAGCGGAACCAAACUGAAACAAGCCAAAAACCAAACGUUGUUAUUGACCUGAUUUUUAAAAAUAGGAGACUGAGAGUUAGCAGCCCCAUUGAAGCGACGUUUCUAAUCAUUUCCAAAUAAAUGCUAUCUGAACAGGUUAAUUAAUGCAUAGAAGCCCAGCAGAUUUACUGAAUGACCCAUCCAUAGCGGUUGGGCUAAAGUUCUGCGUAAGAUAUAUUUUUUAAACAAAAGUUUUAACUAGUUUAUUGAACACGAUAAGUCAUGCAUCUUAAAUUAAAUCUCAACAGAUCAGUAACGUUUACUGAAGUGUCAAUAUAAAUCAGUAUUUAAAACCUUUGGACAGUAUGAAUCCUUGCCGUAACUAUUCACCAAAAAUAUUUCUUUUUUUCUUUUUUGAUCAAUAAACGAUAUGGCACUUUAACGUAAAAACGUUACCUAGCUAGCAGAAUUUCUUUAAAAUGUUUUUGACGAGACUUUGAUUUCCACGCACAGCCAACGCUAACAGCCUCAGAGGCUUGUAAUUAGUCCAUGCGACGACUCACAUUGACUCAACAAAACUGCCAAAAUACUCCAUUCACUAAAAUGACGUGAAAUUUCGCGGGAAACGUCAGUUGACGGCGUGAAAGCGCGCGGAAAGGACUAAACACCACUUCCGAUGCUCAAUUUGCCGCUCUGCCAUUGGUCAAGAUGGUCAAGCCAGUUGUUUGGUUUGCGCGCGCCGUCGUCAACUGACGUUCCCGUUCUGUUGCUAAAUCAGCCUACUGACCUCCAAGGGGUUCUGGUUGUCGAUAUCGAUUUAAUCAUUAUACUUAAUUCCAUUUUUCCUGCAGAAAAUGACAAUGAUACGCUUGCCAGCAGCAAAGGCUUGCUAUUUGACCCAUUCAACUGAUGACGCUCUCAAGCCCGCGGACCUAAUGAAAGCUUUAGCAUUGGUAAGUGCCAUAUACAGUUAAAUCACCUUUGUGAUUCAAGCCAAUUGGAUCAUCAGGAAGUUUACGAGAUAAAAUGCUAGCUCACAAAAACCAUUAGUUUUCCACCGCGGCUGCCCUGGUGUCUGGAUUCCUAUCGCUUAAUGCUGGUCUUUCUUUUAUGGAUAGGUACCUCCUAAAACAGAUGGAGGGUUGCCAAAGGCUCGAACUGACAUAAAACUAAAAGUUGUAGGAACUCUUGAGGACCGAUCAGAGCUAAGUGAUGAAAUGGCACGUUUGUGUGCCAAGCUGCAAGUCUACGCAGUGGUGAAAGGAGACGUAAAUCCCAUUGACUUUAGCGAAACAAGACAAACAACUGACCCGAAAAAUGUUCUGAAAGCACGUAAGUGAUAAUGAAUAAGAAGUUCUGGCCUCUGCUACGACUCAGUUUACAGUGUUUGCUCAGUCAAAUAAGAACAAGGUGCAUGCCCCUAUAAAAUGCGUUAUAAGUCGGUUUAAUCAUUUCGAAUCCAUUUUAAUUUGAGAGGUUUUAAAACUGACUCAGCCACAUGCAGUUAGAGCCCUGAUCUUUGGCCCUAAUUAUGUUAGUUGUUAACGGUAAGGGAUGUAAUACUUACCCGAAGUGUACUGUGCCUUUUUUUCUUUCCUUAGGUAAGAAACGACAGUCGCCUGUUUGUAAAAAGGUGUGUGAGUGGAUCCGGAAAAUGGUGUGCAGAAUUGUUUGCUGGUAUGUUACUGAGUAAACUCUACUGAGUUUACUAUUUUUGCCUUCAGCCAAGUGAUAAUCAAUUCAGAAAUUGUUAUUGAUCACUCAAUGUAAUAUUUAUGUUAUCUUAUUAGGUUCGUCAAUGAUUUGCUGGGUCACGGCAACACCAUGACAACGGCAAUUACUCCGGGCCCGUAACAGUCCCUCCCCCCAUGAGAGAUAGGAUUGUAGAGAAAGUCAAUAAUGUUAAAAUAAUAUACUUGGUAAGCUUGCAUACCUGGAUAUCUACUUGGUGUGUUCCUUUUUUAUUUCUGUUUAUUAUUAUUAUUAUUAUUAAUUUUUAGUUUUAGUUUUUUAUUAUUGUUUUGAUAAGCAGUGAUGAUGCACUUCUUAAAAAGGCCAGAUAGAGCUAUGUGAAAACUAAGAAUAUAGAUGAGUCAUAGAUGGAGGAACAUGUAGUGCACGAUUUGUAAGCCAGUUAAGUAAAAUUUCAUAUGAAUGAACUAAAGUAAAUUACAGAGGAAAUAAACACACUUAGUUGAGGGUAGAAUACGGUGUCUGUCAUUUCAAUCUUUAGUGGUUAUGCACCCUUUUCAUAAAUGGCGGGUCUAAUAGCUCUUCUUUUAGAUGUAUGUAAAUGAGCCUUGCUAGCCUCGUCAAAUGAAAUUUCUGGCGAUUGAGUCGCUACGAAUUAGCCUGAAAUUAAAUAUUUCUGCGGCACGGGAGCAGCAGGCCGUGGGCCUGGGUCUUUUUAAUGUAGUUGCAUCAUGGGUAAUGGCGUGUGAGUAUUUAAGCUUGGGAUUGCACGUGGGCAAUCAUUCUAGGCCGACACCACUCACUAUAAUUUUUUAUUUUUGUUAAUCGCCUUUUAGGAUGGGCUGCAGAGCUUGGGCCUGGUUCCUACCCAGAUUUCCUGUUAUAUUUUUUCCCUAAGGGUUUUUUUUCGGCAGGUUUUUUCUGGCCCCAGUCUAACCACUGUGUCUUGUUAGUGGUUGCCAAGCUCUCGUUAUUUUCCUAGCUGCUAUUGGAGGGACUUAGAAGAUAGUGUUAGAUUUCAAUGGUUUUUUGUAUUAGAUUACUUAUUGUACUCUGGUGCUCGGCCAAAACACGCAAAAUAAACCUAAUGGUUCAUUAUGUGCUCUGUCUGUUGCGUAGUGAAGCUGAAAUCAAGUGUAAUACUGACAGAAUUUUCACUCAAAAACGAGGCUUGGAAGAUUUUUUUGCAUUUACACAAAAGAAUAAUAAUUGUGCCCGCCUUUUAUGAGGGGUCUAGGAGUCUGAGCCGUGGCGAUGAAAGAAUCUAUGGAGUAAGACGUUCCGUUUUUUGCCCAGUUCUGGAGAAAGAACUUUCUGGAAAAUGCAGAGUCUGAAAUUUCUAUUGCAAAUAAGAUUUUCUCGCUAUCCGCCUUUCGGUUUUAUUCUGACGUACGCGUUUUGUUUCCUUUCUAUCAUCGUUUCCAUUUCAGUUCACGUAAACGUUCCCUUUACGUUUCCUUAUGCAUGUAUUCCCGCUUGUGUCUCUACUUCAGUUCACGUAUGCGUUCCGUUUGCGUUUCACUUCCAUUUUGUGUUCCCUACCUGCGUUUCCAUUUUAGGUCACGUACACGUUCCCUCUGAGUUUGAGUUACGUUGUGUCGUCUAUCUGCGUUCCCAUAUACGUUCCAUUUGCGUUCCGUUUCGGUGUUUUCCUUUUGUGUUCCAUUUUCCCGCUCUUUUUCUUUAUUUGUUACACAGUGUGCACUAUCAAUCCGUUCAGAUUAACGUUAUCGCUGUUCGCGUGUUUUUUCUUUCUGCGUUUUUCUUUUUUUUACCAUUUUUAAAAUAGUCCUUUUCAAGGCGCAUUUAAUUUUCCCCUUUUCGCCCAAUUCGAUGCAAUUUCUGUCGCGCUGAAGUUGCAUCCCCCCCCCCCAAAAAACGACGUUUGAAGAUAUUUUAAAAUGUUGUCAAAGUCACUCAAAUAAGGAGCACAAAUAAUUUAAGAAGAGUUUGAUGCUGGAAUGGGGACGUGUUGGAAAUUUCUUGGCUGGUUAAUCUUAGCUUUUGACUCGAAAUUUGAAGUGUCUUUUAUGUACAGUGAAUCCAAAAAUGGUUAAAAUGCGUAUUGAUUCAAAAAAGAAGACUGUUGUAGGAAGGAGCCAUCUUAUAUUUAAUAUUUUCCAAGAGAUUAACCUCUAUAAAAUUUUGUUUUUGUGUUUGAGCUAUCUGAGAUAAUUUCCAAGAAAUAAAACUUUCCUUUUGGGUCAAAACUUGAAAUUUCCUCUGUGUUUGUUCGUCGCAGAAAUGGAUGUUUGGAAUCGUGAUAUGGAAUAUUCAUAAAUUUCGAAGAUUUAGAGUUUGGGUUGAGGCCCGCCCACCAUAAUUGUGAACGCUCUCAAGACUCACAAAAGCACCAAGUGAUUUUUUUCAUCCGCUUAAUAUAAUAAAAUCAUGCAUCACCUUACCCAAUUUGGCAACCAUGAAAAAUUUAAAUCGAUAUUAAAUUAUUUGGUCUAAAAAGGAUUGUUCUUAGAACACCAUUUUUCAGUGUUUUUAAUUUUAAGCUAAAUUAAGGUUAAAAGAAGGCCGAGAGACCCUACCCCGAUCAUUUUCUCGUUUGACUGUGGUUCAGCUUUUGGGCGGCUGCAUCCCUGAAAGAAACACCAAAAAACCGCCUGGGGGAGAAUUUUAUUUUUGUUUGGUUUCGCCAAUAUCGCAAUGUAAACAUAGGCACAUUAAACGUGCAUGAGCUAUUUUGAAUGCUUCAGUGUAACUAUAAUACUUCGGUUUAACCUUACCAAGAGUGAUGCAUCUACUUUUUUCAUCCUAAAUGUAGAUUUGGUUUUUGUGCGAAAUUGGGUAUUGCGCUACACAGAUGAAAACGCGAAACGCUCAGCUAAGUCGAUCCCCAACCCAUAUAUUCACUUUCCUCUGUCUUUCCCUGUUACAUCUGGUGCAAGUUAAACAAAUUGUUAAAGUAAAAAAAUUUCUACUCACCAAACGUUGAUUACAAGGAAAACUCCAAGGUUUCCUCGGAGUUUCUUGAGCCAAAAUGUGACUCAUCGAAUACUGAAUAGUUACGAAAUACCAGGAUUUUUAUCAUUGAGGUAGAUGGUUGAGGCCCUGCCAGGGGGGGCUCCCAUUUCGCUCGUCUGAAUUUUAAAACGUCACGUGUCGGUGUUUAUUAAUGCUUCACGUCGCUGUCGGAAAUUGAACGAAAAUUCUUUGUCUUUGUCGGAAUUUUAGAAAAGGGGGAUAGCGAUGGGUUUUAAAGAAACCAUUACAGUUGAGCAAUUUCUCAGUUAACCUAAUUUUUAGGGGGCAAAAAUAUGCGUAUAUCUACCGUUUAAAUACUAAAAUACGUUAAACAAUUCUAUGUUUAAGUGGUUUUGAACUAUAUUCUCGUUGGGUGCCCCUGAAAAAUGAUAUCUGUUAUUUUGGCUGUCGAAAGCUUCGUAUGUAGCAACAACCUGUAGCAGCAAAUGACAUUUCUUUUUAAUGUCAGGGCUUUCACGCCAUGAAGGUAGCCAGGAAUUGAGAAUUGAGCUUUGCACACACUGUGCAAUACGGUAACACUUUCUUUAAUUUCGUUCCUUCAAAUUCUAUCAAUUAACACUAUCCCUUAUCGUCUACACUUCAGUGAAGUCAGGUUAGAAUACUAAUUUUUCUAUCUCGUAAGGUUUCAAAAGUAAUAUAAAGGGAUGAAGGGAAGCAUACAGACUGAGCAUACAUGUUCUUAGCCAGCGCUCGUUAAUAAAAUUGAUAAAGAAACUUGUUAAAAUGUCAAAGGUCGAAUUCAAACACAAAUUUGCACAGAAAGACCAAGAAAGGAAAACACGGAAAGAACUCACGGUUAUAAUUCAACUGUACUAAAUCGCUUUUAUUUUUUCACCAGAAAAUCAAGUUGUUCUUAUCUUGUCUUGCUCUGCUGGCUGUCACUGUCCGGUCCACCUCCUUUCUCGAGCAGAAAAAGGUAAGACUAGUUAGACUGUUUCCCUCUCGGCCAAUUCGCUCUCUCCAGUCCUACCGAGCUUAGACUCGACUGACUGAAGAGGGACUGCUCGCAGUCUAAUGACUAGUAUGAGAAAUCGUUACUUCCUAGUUGUGUUAAUAAUGUUACGCUUUGACACUUUUGUAAUGUAGGCUAUUAUUAGCGGGUUGAAAUCUUCAUCCUCCGUUUUGAAAUAUCAAUCUAGUCAAUCAUUUGUAUGGGUAAUAGUAUGAUUUGUAGUGAUAUUUGGCAUAAAUACCACAAGUGAUAUUUCCAAAUUGUUAUACGUAAUUUCACAAGCCGUUAGGCGAGUGAAAUUUGAGACAAUUUUGAAAUAUCAUGAGAGGUAUUUAUGCCAAAUAUCACGUACAAAUCAUCCUAUUAUUUGUUUAUACUACUACCCGCAAAAGGUUUGUAAUUUUCACAUGUAGGUAUUUCAAAUUAAGCUGAAAUACCACUGCUCUAAGCCAAUCAAACUGCAGAAAUUUCUCAUGUAGUGGUAUAAUAACAAUAAAUGUCGGGAGCCGUAAAUGUAUAAAGAGCUUCAUUACUGACCCGUUUUCUUGGUGUCGAUUUUAAUUGCCUUAACUAUUACAACCAGCCGCCGGAUUUGCAGGUUAAAGUUUAAUUGCACUAAAUACUGCCCUUUCAACUAAAUAAUGUUUUAUUUUUUUAUGACAAUGUUUAAAAUUUAUAUAACUUACUCACCACUUUUUACAGGAUUCCGUGAUAAAAUACUCACUGAAGUUGUCGAGCAGCACCGGGGAAGAAUAUGACGAAAAAAUCGAAAUUGACGCUGAAAAGCAAACAGAAACGUUUCACGUACCAAAGACUUCGCCUGACGAAGAAGCAGGAGAUAUAAUCUACGACUUUAAAAAGGUAAUAGAGUUUUAUUUUCACUCUUGGAGGAAAGGACCGUGCAUAUAAGCGAUGGGGAGUAGCGUCCUUGGGAGUUUGUAACCCAUUUCGGAUCAUUAUGAAUUAUAAAAGGACAUGAUUCAAAGUGAUCUUAAAAUUCAGCUUUGCAAUAUAAUUGCCGUUGACGUUUGUGCCAUCACCGUCUUCUUUUCAAUUUUCAAGAUUUCUUCGGUCUUUUUUAAGACUUUCAUACUUAAGAUUAAAAAAAGCAAACAAGCGAACGCCAAAAAUAAACAAACAAACAAACAAACAAACAAAAAAUACGAAGCAGAACCAAACGGAAACAAGCCAAAAACCAAACGUUGUUAUUGACCUGAUUUUUAAAAAUAGGAGACUGAGAGUUACAGCCCCAUUGAAGCGACGUUUCUAAUCAUUUCCAAAUAAAUGCUAUCUGAACAGGUUAAUUAAUGCAUAGAAGCCCAGCAGAUUUACUGAAUGACCCUUCCAUAGCGGUUGGGCUAAAGUUCUGCGUAAGAUAUAUUUUUUAAACAAAAGUUUUAACUAGUUUAUUGAACACGAUAAGUCAUGCAUCUUAAAUUAAAUCUCAACAGAUCAGUAACGUUUACUGAAGUGUCAAUAUAAAUCAGUAUUUAAAACCUUUGAACAGUAUGAAUCCUUGCCGUAACUAUUCACCAAAAAUAUUUCUCUUUUUCUUUUUUGAUCAAUAAACGAUAUGGCACUUUAACGUAAAAACGUUACUUUGCUGGCAGAAUUUCUUUAAAAUGUUUUUGACAAGACUGUGAUUUCCACGCACAGCCAACGCUAACCGCCUCAGAGGCUUGGAAUUAGUCCAUGCGACGACUCACAUUGACUCAACAAAACGGCCAAAAUACUCUAUUUACUAAAAUGACGUGAAAGUUCGCGUGACAGUGAAAAUAGGCUGAUUUAGCAACAGGACGGGAACGUCAGUUGACGACGGGAAAGCGCGCGGAAAGGACUAAACACGACUUCCGGUGCUCAAUUUGUUGCUCUGCCAUUGGUCAAGAUGGUCAAGCCAGUUGUUUGGUUUGCGCGCGCCGUCGUCAACUGACGUUCCCGUUCUGUUGCUAAAUCAGCCUACUGACCUCCAAGGGGUUCUGGUUGUCGAUAUCGAUUUAAUCAUUAUACUUAAUUCCAUUUUUCCUACAGAAAAUGACAAUGAUACGCUUGCCAGCAGCAAAGGCUUGCUAUUUGACCCAUUCAACUGAUGACGCUCUCAAGCCCGCCGACUUAAUGAAAGCUUUAGCAUUGGUAAGUGCCAUAUACAGUUAAAUCAUCUUUGUGAUUCAAGCCAAUUGGAUCGUCAGGAAGUUUACGAGAUAAAAUGCUAGCUCACAAAAACCAUUAGUUUUCCACCGCGGCUGCCCUGGUGUCUGGAUUCCUAUCGCUUUAAUACUUGUCUUUCUUUUAUGGUUAGGUACCUCCUAAAACAGAUGGAGGGUUGCCUAAGGCUCGAACUGACAUAAACCUAACAGUUGUAGGAACUCUUGAAGACCGAUCAGAGCUAAGUGAUGAAAUGGUACGUUUGUGUGCCAAGCUGCAAGUCUACGCAGUGGUGAAAGGAAACGUAAAUCCCAUUGACUUAAGCGAAACAAGACAAACACCUAACCCGGAAAAUGUUCUGAAAGCACGUAAGUGAUAAUGAAUAAAGCUGAAUAAGAAGUUUUGGCCUUUGUUACGACUCAGUUUACAGUGUUUGCUCAGUCAAAUGAGAACAAGGUGCAUGCCCGUAUAAAAAUACCUUAUAAGUCGGCUUUACGAUAGUCUGUAAAACGUAAAUCAUUUCGAAUCAUAUUCAUUUUAGUUUGAGAGGUUUUAAAACUGACUCAGCCACACGCAGUUACAGCCCUGACCUUCGGCCCUUAAUAUACACUUAUUGUGCUCUGCCUUUUUUCUUUUCUUAGGUAAGAAACGGCAGCUCCUGAGACAUGUCCUGAGACGUGUUUGUAACACCGUGUGUGAUUGGGCAUCUAACAAAGUUUGCAAUUGGGUGCCAGAUAGUUGGGGAAAAACGAAACGGGUUUGUCACUUCAUACGGCGACCGGUGUGCAGAAUUGUUUGCUGGUUUGUUGGGUAA
Molecule: messenger RNA, 9052 nt
Organism: Porites lobata
Lineage: Eukaryota; Metazoa; Cnidaria; Anthozoa; Scleractinia; Poritidae
Source: the annotation of a GenBank genome assembly